Pyricularia pennisetigena is the source of this 528-nucleotide messenger RNA. RefSeq lists its product as uncharacterized. The record is from RefSeq and is a predicted model, not a curated record. Gene Ontology annotation, biological process: protein localization to plasma membrane; eisosome assembly. NCBI's taxonomy places the organism in Eukaryota, Fungi, Ascomycota, Sordariomycetes, Magnaporthales, Pyriculariaceae. Gene Ontology annotation, cellular component: eisosome; plasma membrane. Bases 1 to 528 code for a protein of 175 amino acids. The transcript has a single exon.
AUGAUGGAAGACGUUACCCGAACUGUCCUCAGGCUCCUCGAGAUCCUGUGGACACUCCUCACGACGGCCCUCAUCGGCAACGUCAUCGCUCUCAACAUUAACGCGGCCGGAUCGGCCUCAGCCGCCGUCAACUAUACCAUGUUCACCUGCGUCGUGGCAUGGAUCGCGGCUCUCUACGGUCUAGUCACCAACUACGUCGACAACAUCUUGGUCCCCAUCGUGUCGUUUGCACUCGAUGGAGCCGCCACUCUCUUCACCUUUAUCGCCGCCGUUGUUCUCUCGGCCAAGCUGCGUGUCACCAACUGCGGUGGCCGCCUGGACCCCAGGGACCUCGGCUCUGACUGGAUCGGCUUCGGCAGCGCCGACAACCAGAAGCGCUGCCGCGAGAUCCAGGCCUCGGCCGUCUUUCUCUGGUUCCUGCUGGCCUGCUUCGUCACCAGUCUCUUCUUCACUUUCAGGAGUUCCAAGCGCACCGGAAAGUCGGUACUCAGCGGGCCCAGCAGUAUGUCGCAGGUCCGCGGGGUAUAA